Molecule: messenger RNA, 1032 nt
Organism: Plasmodium malariae
Lineage: Eukaryota; Apicomplexa; Aconoidasida; Haemosporida; Plasmodiidae
Product: conserved Plasmodium protein, unknown function
Exons: 2
Coding region: 1-1032 (343 amino acids)
Source: RefSeq, a predicted model, not a curated record
AUGAGUACUUUUAUGACAGACGAUCCACCUAGUGGUGAAGUGGAAGUUUCAAAACUAAAUAGUCCCUUUACUAAAAUUAAUGAGAAAACUUACACUACCAACACAUAUUACCUUCCAGAAGAAAGGCCUAACCCACAAAAGCAGUACAUGUCCUAUUCUGAUGGAGAAUAUUAUUCAGAAGAAGAUGAUGAUGAAGAUGAUGAAGAACAUUAUCAUACAGAUGGAGAAACUUAUGAAUCAGAAGAUGAAGAAGAUCAAGAAGAUAAAGAUGAUGAGAACGUAGAUAAUGAUGAUGCAGAAGAUAAUGAUGAUGAACUAGAAGAUAAUAAUGAAAAACAAGAAGAUGAACCAAGUAAUCAAGUUGUUCCUUGUUUACAAGCCGGUGAAGGUACAAGUUCCGGCGAAUUACAAGAUCUUCUUCCAUAUGAAGAAGACGUUCAACAAACACCCUAUAAUUAUGAAAAACCAACACUCACCUUAUAUGGAUUAAUGAUGUUUAUUGUCUUCUUAAUGCGUUUAGGAAGAGCAAGUUCUAAAAGGCUGAGAAAGAAAUUUAAAGCUAGAAGAGAUUUACUUGGAUGGUUGGACAUACUUAAUUAUAAAAUUAAUAGGCACGAUAAGAGAAUGAUGGCAGAUCUACAAAUACUAGAAACUAAAAUUAACAUGGAAGAGGAAAGAAUGGAAAAGAAAUUUGAUAAAAAAAGAUUUGAUGCGAAAAACAGAGCAUUAUGUAAACUAGGUGAUGAUCCUGCACCUUGUAUAGGUCCUCGUUAUGACAGAAGAGGUAUACUCUUAGAAAAGAAAUUGAAUAAAAUAGAUUUGGAAUAUGAAAGAUAUAGAAUGAAAAAGAUUAGACGUUGGAACAAAAUGAAAGAAAAAUUUCACAAAAAACUAAAGAAGGUUCAGAAAAAACAAGAAAAGAGAAGACUAAAAAAGUGCAGAAAAAUGCACAAGUUUGAAAGAAAAUGGAAUGGUGCACCCCACUCAUUUAAAGCAUACAUUAGACUCAAGACUGCAGAACAAAGAGUUUAA